AUGGGAGAUAAAUCAUCAACAUUCAUUACGCUUUUGAUUACUGUUAUGAUUCUUUCUGGGGCAGCUAAUACAAUAGGUACCUAUUUCAAUUUUUAUUUAUAGUCCAUAAAUUAUAAAAUACAAGCAAAGUUUCAGUGGAUGGAUGGGAAACAUCAAAAUUCAAUCAUCCUUAUAUGCAAGCAGUUACAUUUUUUUUUUGUGAGUCUUUAUGCUUUUUAUUAUUUUUAAAUAUAAAGAAAAAGCCGUAUUAUAAGUAAAAGUGUAGAGAAGCAGCAGCAAAAGGGUAAUAAUGAAAAUUUAUAGAAUAGAUUAAAAACGAAAGUUAAUUAUGGUUGGAUAGCUAUUCCAGCGAUGUGCGAUUUAACUGCCUCAACCUUGGCUUAUAUAUCGUUGAAUUACCUUCCUCCAUCAAUUUAUCAAAUGUUAAGCGGAGGAGCAAUCAUUUCAACAGCCAUUAUGUCUAAAUGCUUUUUAAAGCGACAUAUCAAAAAAUAUUAAUGGUUUGGAUGUUUUUUUGUUUUGGUAGGUAUAACAUUAGUAGGGAUGAGUUCAUUUUUCUUCCCUCCUAAAAAUGAAAAUGAUGACUCAAAAUCUGAAUUUGGAACUGCUUACUUUAUAUCAGUUGGAUUACUGUUACUAUCAGUUCUAAUGAAUGGAAUAAAAUUUGUUUCUGAAGAGAAAUUAUUUGAUGUUUAUUACAUACACCCUUUUGAAAUUGUUGGUAUUGAAGGAUUGUAGGGUUUUUCAGUCUAUUCUAUUUUGGCAGUAGCUUUGACUUUUAUUUAAUGCCCAAGCUCUAUGAAUAAUAUCUGCAUAUAAAAACGAAUGACGGAUCUGUUUUAUUUUGAAAGAGCUGAUUUUUAUUUUUUGCAAAUUUUUGCAAGUGGUUUAUUACUCUUGUGGGUUAUUUUAAGUAUAUUUACAAUAGCAACGUUCAAUAUUUGUGGUGUUUCAGUCACUAAAUAUGUCUCUUCCCUGGCCAGGUAAAAACAUUUUAAUUUAGAUCAAUUGUUGAUGUUUCAAAAACAUUAAUUAUAUGGGUAGUUUCAUUGGCUAUCACAUGGAUAGACCCAUAGUUAUAAUGGGAGAACACAAGAUGGCAGGCAAUUGUAUUAGAAUUAAUUGGUUUCUGCAUAUUGGUGACAGGAAAUCUAAUCUAUAAUGGGAAGAUCAAAUUGAAAUUUCAUGGGGAAGGUGUUCAAAGUAAAAUGUCUCUAAAUCUAUAUAGUCGAUCCAGAAAAAUUUUUAGAUAGCAACAAUGGUGAAUGAGUAAAGG
This is a messenger RNA of Paramecium sonneborni, 1276 nucleotides long. The record is from the annotation of a GenBank genome assembly. Lineage: Eukaryota; Ciliophora; Oligohymenophorea; Peniculida; Parameciidae.